AUGGUGAACGUUUUAAGCAGUCUACUUGUCUGCGGACUGGUACUUGUCAGUGCCGCACAACUGAAAGACGGAGAUGUCAUGCAAGAUUACCAGCGUUUAAAAAGGCUCCGCCCGCUAGGAGUCAAGUUUGCCGAACACUUCCGUAAUGCAUCGCUCCCGGACUUGGAUCUAUUCCACCCCCGAAUACCCAGUCAGGAGGAUCUGCUGUGUUUCGCGGACAUAGCGCAGUUCAUGCAGGCGCUCACUGCUGGAAAAUUAUGGGCCCUUAAGAGAGAGCUGUCCGGCAAUGCCUACCAUCUGGGUAACUUCGAUGAGUGUGUCAAGAAAGGCGAGGAGAUCACCAGUAGUCACAGCAUACAUGGAAAGUACUAUUUUCUAAUCGUGCCCGCCGUAUCCAUUUCGAUCAAGAUCGCAUCUUGCUUUCCGGCUUCCUGCUCUGCGGCACAUAUGGAUACGUUUCUGGAGCAUGUACUUCUUGGCUUGAUGGGUACUAUCGUGGGUCUAUGCACGCUCUACGACUACUUUCUGUGCCAGGAUCAGAGUAGUAUCACGGCACGGUCAAGUUCCCGUGCCAUCUUCCGCAUUAUCGACAGCAAAUCGAAUCCGAACGUGAUCAGUUGUCUUGAUGGAAUCCGCUGCAUGUCCCUGUUCUGGAUGGUUCUUGGACAUGGAGUCGGAUAUUCUGCAGGCAAUCCGAAUAUAAAUACCCUACGCACAGUGUUGAUCCAAGGGAAGCUGAAUGCCCCUAUCUUGGCAGUGGCCAUUCUUGUCUACGUGAAUCUGAUUACUGUUGUCGCCGACGGACCGCUCGGCUAUAUAGAGUACCGUGACAAAGAAGCCUGUGAAAAGGGCUGUACGAACAGCAGCGUCCAGAACCAGCCUUCUGCUGUUGAUGGUGCUGGUCCAGCCCUAGCUGUUAUGGCUGUUUCUCAUUUGACCUUUCCAGUACCAGUCUUUUCUGGAAGCGAAUGA
Messenger RNA from Drosophila persimilis, 972 nucleotides. RefSeq lists its product as uncharacterized. The coding region runs from base 1 to 972 and encodes 323 amino acids. The record is from RefSeq and is a predicted model, not a curated record. Lineage: Eukaryota; Metazoa; Arthropoda; Insecta; Diptera; Drosophilidae. The transcript is spliced from 5 exons.